Messenger RNA from Panicum virgatum (switchgrass), 888 nucleotides. RefSeq lists its product as uncharacterized. The record is from RefSeq and is a predicted model, not a curated record. The coding region runs from base 176 to 574 and encodes 132 amino acids. The transcript has a single exon. Lineage: Eukaryota; Viridiplantae; Streptophyta; Magnoliopsida; Poales; Poaceae.
GUGGCGUGCCCAUGGCCGCGAUCCUCUCCGACUCCGAGAAGCAAGCAAGCCCGCCCCGGCGACACGUCAAAGGCCACUCUCCCUAGCGCUAGCGGGGGCGAAGCUUUUGUCAGAAGCAACGCCCGCCCAAAGCAAAGCAGGAGCCCGUCUCGUCUUUGCCGCCACCCGACUUGGCAUGGAACCGGAACCAGCCACCCACGAGAACAAGCAACAGCAAAGAGCCGGCGGCCCUCGCUCUCUACCGGGGAUGGGCGGCGGCGCGGUGGUGCCGCCGCCGACGGCGUCGUGGCGCGCGCUGGCCGCGGCGGCGCUGGCGCUCUGGCUGGUCCCGGUGGUCCUGGCGCUGGCUGUCCUCUGGCUGCCGCUGCUCUGCUGCGCCGCCGCGGCAGUCCGCUUCCGGCGGGUCCGGAAGUCGCGUGCUUGCGGCGGGCGAGGGGGGCCGUGGCGGGAGGAGAUCACGGGCGAUGACGCCGGCGAUCGGGCGCGGCUGCUGCACCGGUACCUCCGCGACCAGAUGGAGCUCGUCGUCGCCGGGGCCGGCGCAGGGGACCAGCUGGAGCUCCCUGAUCAGUAGAGUAGUGCCAAGAAUCGAAGAAACUUCUAUUUUCCUUUCGGUUUGCAGUUUCUAGCUAGGAAUCUAGGAUGUUACUUUACAUGUGUGAUAGGUGAUCGGAGUCGGAGUUGCCAGAAGCUUGACCAGAGAAUUUGCUUGUGUCUGGUGGAGCAUCAGGAUCGCUUUGUUUGCUGAGAUCUCGUUUCUUGCUUCCGCCCAAGAUUAAAGGGGGAGUAAAGAUCAGGAUCGGUUUGUUUGGUGAGAUCUCGUUUCUUGCUUCCGCCCAAGAUUAAAGGGGGAGUAAAGAUGAGUUGUUGACUUGCAGUUUUUUCUGC